AAGGGAGGCCGGUAGGCGGCAGCAGGAGCCGGAGAGGGAUGCGGCAACUGUGAGGGAAGGCGGGGAUGAGGUAGCCGUCGCCGGCGGAUUCGGGCGCGCCGCUUCCUCCUCUGCUCCUCGCAUGUGCCUUAAGAGCAAUACGGGAACCUUCGCCUGCGGGAGCCAUGUCUGAAAGCGGCUCCACGCCCGCCGCGGCCGCGGCCGCCACCAUCCUCAACGGCGGGGCCGCCUCCCGGCACCCCGGCAACAAAGUGGCCGUGGUGUUGGGGGCACAAUGGGGCGACGAGGGCAAAGGGAAAGUGGUGGACUUGCUGGCGCAGGACGCGGACAUCGUCUGCAGGUGCCAGGGAGGCAACAAUGCUGGGCAUACUGUCGUGGUAGAUUCUGUGGAAUAUGAUUUCCAUCUCUUACCCAGUGGUAUCAUCAAUCCAAAAGUUACGGCUUUUAUUGGAAAUGGUGUGGUAAUUCACUUGCCAGGAUUGUUUGAAGAAGCAGAGAAAAAUGUUAAAAAAGGGAAAGGAUUGGAAGGUUGGGAAAAAAGAUUAAUUAUAUCUGACAGAGCUCAUAUUGUAUUUGACUUCCAUCAAGCUGCUGAUGGCAUCCAGGAACAACAAAGACAAGAGCAAGCAGGAAAGAACUUGGGAACUACAAAAAAGGGAAUUGGUCCAGUGUAUUCUUCUAAAGCAGCUCGAAGUGGGCUCAGAAUGUGUGAUCUAGUUUCUGACUUCAAUGAAUUUUCAGAAAGAUUCAAAGUGUUGGCCAACCAGUACAAGUCUGUUUACCCUACCUUAGAGAUAGACAUUGAAGGAGAAUUGAAAAGACUGAAGGGUUACACUGAAAGGCUCAAACCAAUGGUGAGAGAUGGUGUAUACUUUAUGUAUGAAGCUUUACAUGGCCCACCAAAGAAAAUUUUAGUAGAGGGUGCAAAUGCAGCACUACUGGACAUUGAUUUUGGAACUUAUCCUUUUGUGACCUCAUCAAAUUGUACUGUGGGAGGUGUUUGCACUGGCUUGGGUAUGCCACCACAGAACGUUGGUGAAGUAUAUGGAGUUGUGAAAGCAUACACAACUAGAGUUGGAAUUGGUGCCUUUCCCACAGAACAAGAUAAUAAAAUUGGAGAAUUACUGCAGACACGUGGGAAAGAGGUUGGUGUGACCACAGGUCGGAAAAGAAGAUGUGGCUGGCUGGAUCUUGUGUUGCUUAGAUACGCUCACAUGAUCAAUGGAUUUACUGCAUUGGCUCUUACCAAAUUGGAUAUUUUGGAUGUAUUUCCAGAAAUUAAAGUUGGUGUUGCUUACAGAAUAAAUGAUAAAAUCAUACCUCAUUUUCCAGCAAACCAAGAAGUCUUAAAUAAAGUAGAGGUUCAGUAUGAGACCCUCCCAGGAUGGAACACAGACAUUUCAAAUGCAAGGACUUUUGAUGAACUGCCUGUAAAUGCACAAAACUAUGUUCGAUUUAUAGAAAUGGAACUAGGAAUUCCUGUUAAAUGGAUUGGAGUAGGAAAAUCCAGGGAGUCGAUGAUCCAGCUCUUCUAAAGAUACUAGAUAAAUGGAAGAAAAGAAAGCACACUCCACAAAGAGACUGUCCAUUCUUGUAUCUAUUAUUCUUAACCUAAGCAGCAAUGAUUUUUGGAAGUUGGACCUUGUAUUUAAGAGCUAAAGAUGGUCUGGACAAACAAUUGUUACUGCUGUAAAAGACUUUGGCAACUAUCAGUAUCACUUCACAAAUUCCAGGGCAUUUGUCACUAUUGCCACCAUUUGUCAAGGUGCCACCAGAUUUCCCCACCCCCUUCAGAUGUUUGUCCCAACAGUAUCUUUCUAAAUCAAAGGUUGUGCAUUACUUUCAUGACCAUAUGUCUUUAUUGUCUCUGCUUUUGGUGGUGUUACUUCCUGAAAUUUUAGAUGCUUAAAAUAAUUAAUGCAGUUUUGCACAGAGUUUUACAUCCUCAUUUGUACUCCUAAAGCUGUUGUUACCUGUAUGGCUGCUGUAGUAGUGUGUGAUUAAAGAGAGAGAUGAUUUUAUAAUGAUGAAGAAAACUCUUUUUUGUUACAGGUUUUUAUUAAAACUAUUAUGAAAUGAUAGUUUGGAAAGGAUGUUUAAUAUGUAAACAGUGCAACAACUUAAAUUAUAAAUUAAGAUACUGAAAACAUAUUGUAGGUGUAUUAUACUCACUACUGAAAGGAGUUCAUUAAUACAUUUUUAGCUGUUAUGAUACUUCUGCGUUUCAGCUUUUUUUCAUUCUGCCCAAUGAUCCAUAAGUUCAUUAGCCUAGUGCCAAAUCCACAAAGUUUCAAAUAUUUAGAGGAUUAUCGGAAAUUGGAUGCAUAGUCUGGUCCUUGUAUACACGAGCUACUGGCAGUCCUGUUAGGGACACAUUGGGCUACCUAGGUAAAUAAAUACUGAAGCCAAUACUUUACUGUAAAUAGAUUAAAAAAAUAUAUCAUCUUGGCAAAUACCCUAACAUAACAGGAUGUACAAAUCAUGUUUGUUGGUAUGUGUUUUGUGGCUUUUGUUUUGUUUUUGCAGAAGCCUUUUCUUUUGAUUCCAUUGCAUGCCUGCUAUGUCAGUCAUUCUUUCCAACAGUUAUCGGUGUUAUAGAUGUGUAAGUAUUUUCAGUCCCUAUUAUAUGCCGUAACAUUCUCAACAUCAUUCAUCAGCUUUAUAAGGUGAACAAUGGUGGCUUUCUAACUCCUUUAUGCUGAAAUUCUUCCAUACCUUGCCUCUUUUCAGUGAUAUUUUAAGAGUUACUGUAAGAGAGGUAAGCCGAAACAGUACACAGAAAUAAAUUUUUAGGGGUUCCCCCCAUCUGAUUUGCAAUCUAGAUAGCAAUGCGGAAAUUACAAAUCUCUGGAAAUCCCAUUGGCUUGAAUUGUGAAACCAACAUGGCUGUAACUUUGUUUUCUCACAGUCCUAUCUGUUUUUCUGAGACUGUUUCGAGCAACAGAUCAGUACAAAUCUGUUUGGGACAACCCAACUCUGUAGGGGUUUGUAGCUGCUUCAGCCUGAUCUGGAUAGGGCACAAAUCAGUCUGAAUAGGUCCAAUCUGAUUCAGUCUUCAGCCAGAUCUGGUGUACAACUCUACUAAAUAUGUGAGCUGUGUUUACAUUUUUAUCAACUGGCAUUUUGUAUGAGAUAAUGGUUGCUAGUUGCUGUUGACAUACUAGCACUAAUUACAAUGCCCACCCCACCCCCUUUAAAUGAAUUUUAUUUUGAAAUCAUACAGGCAACAAAAAUACAAUGCAACCAGAUCACUAAAGGGAAAGGAAACUGAUUACAGGCUUUAGUGUAGCUUCACUAAGCUUGUGGGACAGUAAAAGUAAAAUAGCCUAAGGAGAAUAUCAUUAACUAUUGAAUGUGUAUGCUGAAUCAUAAUCAGGACAAACUUUGAUUAGAAUACGAUUGGAAGCUUGGGCUUCCAUAUAACAGGUAAACAAACCAUGGUGCCAUAAUAGCUUUUAAAAAACUGAAUAUUUUUGAUGCACUUGCUGAGUAUGUUUGUACAUAACCAUGGUCUUUCACAUCCACUGUUGCUUGUGAGGUACAUUGCACUAUACACCACUUUCAGGUGUGUACAAUUGGUGUACAAUUGGUUAAGAAGACCUUUAUGCAGAAAUCCAGGGGUAGGUAAUCCAAAAUAAACAUUUUCUGUUAAGAAAAGAGUGAGAUGGAUCCAGAGCUGCAUAAGUAGCUAUUCACUCACACAACAGGUUUUUUGUCUUCCCUCCUCACUUCAGCUCCUUGGACCCACAACCCUCUUUUUCAAAUUGCUUCUCCAGAGGUAGUAAGUGUUCACUUUCUCUUUAAUCUUUUUGACUCCAACCACUCGUAGACAACACUCCAUCAUUCAUUAAAGUGUUAUCCCAAGUUACAAGUGGAGGAAGGGAGGGAGCAGCCCUAAAACAAUAUUGUAUCAUUCCCUCAUCUUUUCCUUACAGCUUUGAACGGUUGCUUCUUCCAGUGACCUGUAGGUGUUCCUAUAUUGCAAAAAUUGGGAUAGGUCUAUAUAUGAUACCCUGCAUCACACGUCUUUCCAGUAUUAAACAUACUAGUAUGGGUAAAGAGGGAACAGUUUGCAGAGUUUUACAAAACAGUAAUGCCAUUCAAGCUUCUGGUCUCUCUAGCUCAGGCAUAGGCAACCUUGGCUCUCCAGAUGUUUUGGAACCACAACUCCCAUGAUCCCUGACCACUGGCCCUGUUAGCUAGGGAUCAUGGGAGUUGUAGUUCCAAAACAUCUGGAGAGUCAAGGUUGCCUAUGCCUGCUCUAGCUUGACCAUCCUGCUUGCUUCCACAUCUCCAGAGCAAGGUGAAAGAAGAGCGGUAUUGCUCUAGUGGGGUGGAAGAGGGGAUGGAAUCCUAUCCCUUUCCCCAUUUAGUCCUAGUAUGAUUUAUUUUGCCCUGCAUUGUGCACUAUUGUGGGACAGGGGCGGGGGCACUCAGAAGUGAAUAUACGGUAGUCCUUGUAAGUUCCCUGGAAAUAUGCAUAGGGGAUAGAAGUGAUCUAAGUACACCUCCCGUUGCUUUUUACUCCUGCCUUUCUGGGACAAAGAAGCCAUGAUCAUUUUGUUUGGGGGGGGGGAGGGAGAAGACGCCUUUUGUAACACUGAUUAACUUCUGCCUGUGCUUUGCAGUUGCAGCUCUGAAAGAUAUGUAUCCCCCCACUUUGAUACUAUUUACCUUCAAGCUUUUCUAUCUCUAAAAUCAAGUUUCAGAAGUGUUCAAAGCAGUUCAGAUCAUAUUUAAAAUUGAAACAAUAUCCAUAUAGUAUAAGAAGUCGUCUUUAGUACUUUUGUGGGAGGCAGUCUUGAAAGGUUAUUCCAUCUUGUUGUUCGGUGUGUGUGUGUUUUUUUUAAAAAAAACACAGCUUGGCUGAAAGAAUUUAUCAAACUCCCAUAAAUGAAGGUUUAGUUUUGUCUUUCUUCUUUGCAGAAAAACUUUUCCAAACAGACUGUGAUUCAGCAUCAGUUUUUGGAUGAUAAUCCUCAGCAAUGUCUAUAAUUUAAACAUAAAAUCAUUAUUGGCCCUGCUGCUUGAAUUCAGAGGGAAUUAAUGAAUUCAAAACCUGUUGAUAAUUGGCUGGCAGCUUCUAACACUUCCAUCCCACAUACCCCAGUCACAUAAAAAAGCAUAUACCAGACGCUUCAUGUAACUAUUCCUCAGCAAUGUGCCUUUUUCUGAAGGCUCUGUAGAUCACAUUAAAAAACAAAAACAAUGUGCCCUGCUAUGGCUGUUGCAUUUUUUGUUUCUCAUUCUAGCCUUUGACUCAUCCGAUCUGUGUGUUAACUCUUCCUCCUCCACAUCCACUUGAUUGGUUAUUCUGAACUGAUAAAUCAUUAUUUAAUCGCAGCCCAAUGGUGGAAGAAGAACUACAAAGCUUGGACUAUUAAACCAUUGCUGAUCUUAACCUAGAGACAUUGAAACAGUAACAGUUGUAUCGAGCACUGUUGCAGAAAAUGAAUUUAGUUGCCCACCAGUUCAAAUAUAAAGCCACAUGAUUGCUUGGAACACCUCUGCAGAGCUAAAAAAGAGCUUUGGCUUGACUUCCCCCUUUGUGUGGCACCCAUCCCCACUCCUGGUGCCAUAUUAUACUACUUGGUCCUGUAGUUUAAGGCCCUGCUUCUUGUGAGAAGCAGGUCCAAAACUCCCAUGGGUUCACAGAAGCGUUAGAGUUCUUUGAAUUCAGACCUGUAUAUUCUCAGAGGAUGACAAGCACUGCAUACUUCAGAGAAGUUUAUCCUUCUGGAAAGGGCAAAGAAGGAUAUUUUAAUCUGUAGGCCAUUGUUGGGCAGAAGGGCAUUCUGCCAAAAUACCAGCGUUGGGAUUAUCUCAUAGUAGACUGCUAAUCCAUGAGCUAAUAACUUUACCUGAUACGCAGAGCUUGCAGGACUGAAGGUCUUUUUCUUUUUUCUUUUUUGGCACUAAUUUCAAUUGCGUAUGUAUUUUUAAAAUAUUGAAACUUUUUUUUUCAUUUUAAGAAAUAAAGCCCUGCAAAUUGCUGGUUAAAUGCUUGUUAACGUUUAAUGCAAGGGUUAAUUUUCAUGAAAACUGUUGGGCUAAACCUCUCGCUAUAUUCUUGCAUUUACUCUCCUGCUCUAGGUGGGGAACAGUACGAUUAGCUCCCUUCCAAGCUGUGAUGAAGGCAUGCAAUGCACAUCAACAUUUAUAUAAAUAUGUCUAACAGUGAAGGAUUUUUUUUUUUAAGCCAGCCUAAUGGCUACCUUCCACAUUUAUUUCUUAAAAAGGAAGAUACUACUGUGCUUUGCUUCUGUGUAAGGUCAAAAGCUUCUGUUGGCCUUUUUAUUGCAAAAAAAGUAUACGACAGUGAAUGUGCAAAUCAAUACAUAAAGUUAUUUUUUAUAAGAUUGAAGAGCUUUCCUAACCUAAAACAUAGGUUGUGUAUGUUAUCUGGCUAAGAAUUUACCCACCUGAUUUGUAAAAUGGCAAUGUGAAUGAUUCUCUGUAUGUUGUUGUUGUACUCCAGUCACUGACUUUCUUCUUGGUCCUCUGGUAGUGAAUAUAUUGCUUCAGAACUAAAUAGUCAUAGCCAUGCUGAAGUACAGUUUCAUGUUUUACUGGGACUGUCUGCAUUUUUCUAUAAAGGCUUUAUGAAAAAGAUAAAACAAAUCAGUAAUCUUGUGUUGACACCCAGCUUGGUAAAACAUGAGCUGCCUGUAAGAGUAGCCAAAUAUCUAAAUACUUAUUCUAAUAUCCUAUUGAAAUGGACCAUUCAGUUUUAAUCCAGCUAUAGUCUAAUAGGCAUUAGCAGCAUGGCAGCUUACAGCCGGACUCAUAAUAAGCUAUUGUUUGUUCCAACUGAAUAUCGGGUUCUUGAGAUAGUGCAAAUGAGGCUGUGCACUUUGCACUUACAGCAGAGUAAACUGCAUUGAUUUUAUUCUGUUGUGGAAGCUUACUGUAACAUAUAAUAAAUAGCUUUCAAUACUAGCUGGAGGUUUUUUUU
Zootoca vivipara (common lizard) is the source of this 6955-nucleotide messenger RNA. RefSeq names its product adenylosuccinate synthase 2 (gene ADSS2). Gene Ontology annotation, cellular component: cytoplasm. Gene Ontology annotation, molecular function: adenylosuccinate synthase activity; GTP binding. Lineage: Eukaryota; Metazoa; Chordata; Lepidosauria; Squamata; Lacertidae. Gene Ontology annotation, biological process: 'de novo' AMP biosynthetic process; IMP metabolic process. The record is from RefSeq and is a predicted model, not a curated record.